This is a messenger RNA of Fomitiporia mediterranea MF3/22, 2058 nucleotides long. RefSeq names its product P-loop containing nucleoside triphosphate hydrolase protein. Bases 1 to 2058 code for a protein of 685 amino acids. Lineage: Eukaryota; Fungi; Basidiomycota; Agaricomycetes; Hymenochaetales; Hymenochaetaceae. Gene Ontology annotation, molecular function: GTPase activity; GTP binding. Gene Ontology annotation, biological process: ribosomal subunit export from nucleus. Gene Ontology annotation, cellular component: cytosol. The transcript is spliced from 8 exons. The record is from RefSeq and is a predicted model, not a curated record.
AUGGCACCAGUGAAAAAGAAGAAUUUGAAUCCGACUGGCCUUGGACGAGCAAUUAUCAAUCAGAAAUCUAAGGAUGCUCGUCGCGCCCAGGAGACCAAACUUUAUACUACAGAUGUUGAUUCGUCAAGCCGGCUGCGGUCGGUGACACAAGAGAAUGACCUGGAUGAAUUUUUGAAUACAGCACAGUUAGCUGCUACAGACUUCACUGCAGAACGUCGCAACAUUACAAUUGUCCAAACACCGAAUGCUGGUGCUUCAUCCGCACAUAAUCCGUUUCUUCUAUCCGACGAGGAAGAGAAGCAGGCUCUUGAACAGCAUAAACAGCACAAGAAUCGUCUCCGAGUACCUCGGAGACCCCCGUGGACACGGGAAAUGACACAUGCACAGCUGGAGAGGCAGGAACGUGAUGCGUUCCUCGAGUGGAGAAGGGGUCUUGCUCAGCUACAAGAUGAUAUGGGGCUGCUCUUAACACCAUUCGAACGCAACCUAGAGGUGUGGAGGCAAUUAUGGAGAGUUCUUGAGAGAUCUCAUUUGGUCGUUCAAAUUGUUGACGCACGCAAUCCCCUCCGGUUCCGGUGCGAGGACCUAGAAGUAUACGUUAAAGAUGUGGAAGUUCCAGAGGGAGAACAUAGAUCUGGCGAUGGGAAGCGAAAUUCGCUACUCUUGAUUAACAAGGCUGAUUUACUUACAGCUCAGCAGAGGCGGUAUUGGGCAGAUUACUUCGAUCGGGAGGGGAUACAGUACGCUUUCUUUUCGGCAGCUAAAGCAGUGGCUUUGCAAGAGGCCCGGAGGCUUGUUCCACACGAACCGAAUUCCAAGGAUGAACGUGUGGAGGGAUCAAUUGGUGACGAACAAGCGGCUGAAGAUCACGGCGAAAAACUAUCAGAACCACAGGAGACUUCAAACCCACCCGAAUCACCGGGUUCGGACACUGAUGAAAGCAGCUCUGAUAACGAAUCAUCCUCGGACGAUGAUCUUUAUUUCGACGCAGAAGAAGAAAGCGAAGAUAGCAAAGAUCCCAGAACCCGAGUACUCAGUGUGCUUGAGCUGGAAGCUCUUUUCGUAGACUCUGCACCAGAUUUAUCAGCUUUCAUUGACGCAGAGGCGAAUAUACCAUCAAAACUUGUCGUCGGUCUCGUCGGUUAUCCGAACGUUGGAAAAUCCAGCACUAUCAACUCUCUUCUGGGCGAGAAGAAAGUCAGUGUGUCUGCUACGCCAGGCAAAACGAAGCAUUUCCAGACAAUACAUCUUUCCCCCUCCAUCGUCCUAUGUGACUGUCCAGGCCUUGUCUUCCCUCAGUUUGCAACGACUACAGCGGAUCUGGUUUGCGAUGGUGUACUGCCCAUUGACCAGCUACGCGAGUAUACUGCACCUACCACACUUGUUGUGAAGCGGAUACCGAAGGCGAUUCUUGAGGCUACCUAUGGACUGACAAUUCGCACAAGGACCCACGAAGACGGCGGCGAUGGCAAAGUCAGUGCUGAGGACCUUCUUACAACAUAUGCUGUGGCACGAGGUUUCGCUAGAGCGGGAAUGGGGAAUCCCGAUGAGGCUCGUGCAGCUCGGUACAUUCUGAAAGACUACGUGAAUGCGAAGCUUUUAUACUGUCAUCCUCCACCUGGCGUAUCGGAGGACGAGUUUAAUGGACAAGCGCAGGAAUAUGCUUUACGACGGAUAGCAAAACGAAAACGAGCACCUAUCACCCGAGUCACGAAGGAUGCGGAUACAUUCAUUGACACGGGUGGAAGUGGCGAAGGACAGCCCGUGACGAGUCAUAAAGCGCGUGCGAUAGACGAAUCGUUUUUCUCCCCUGGUUCAGCACUUUCUGCCCGGCCGUUCGUGCAGGGCACCGCUCGUCAUGGACAGGCCUACUCUCGAGGGACGGUGUAUCCACACCAGAACAUGAUGAAUGACGACGGAACACCCGUUGAAGGUCGGAGAGCGAGAAUUGCUUCUGUCUUAGCGGCCAAUGGAGCAGAGGUCGUUGGGAAAGGAAGCAAGAAGCACUUCAAAGGUAACAAGAGAGCGAAACAAAGGAGUGGUAAAGGAUACGAUUAA